This is a messenger RNA of Rattus norvegicus (Norway rat), 2679 nucleotides long. NCBI's taxonomy places the organism in Eukaryota, Metazoa, Chordata, Mammalia, Rodentia, Muridae. The record is from RefSeq and is a predicted model, not a curated record.
AAUAGCCGCCUCUCACUGGGAAACUGGUAAGAUGGCUCAAGCUGUGACAGUUGAGUCCACGAUAUUUAAUGCUAUUUAUCUGUUCAAUUUUCCUUUUUUAUAUAUAUUUUUUAUUUUAUGUACAUUGGUGUUCUACCUGCAUAUGUGUCUGUGAGUGUGUCAGAUCCCCUGGAACUGGAAUUGCAGACACUUGGGAGCUACCGUGCAGGUCCUGUGAAUUGAACCCAGGUCCUCUGGAGGAAUAGCAAGUGCUCUUAACCAUGAGCCAUCUUUUUCAGCCCCAUAAUAUUUUCCAAAACUGAAAACACACAUGAUAUUUUAAGAAUGUUUAGGUCCUUCAGGAACAAAUCUUUUGGGGUUAAAAAAAAAAAGGAAACUAAAAGCUAAAGUAAGGUGAUCGCUAGAAAAAAGAGAAGUCUUGUCCAUAUCCAAUUUUAAAAUACUCUAUUUCUGUAUAAUUAAAAAUAACAAAAGUCUUCAGCUCCUACCAUCUUGAUCCUUGCCAGACUCUGAGGUCCAUAAAGUUCAAUGUGGCUUCAGCACGUUCUCAGGAUGUCAUAUGGUUGACAGAAAAACAGAUUCUCUUCUUGGAGAGAGGUAAGGUAUAAACAGAUAGGGGACAAGGCAAGGUCAGCAGUGCAGCUCCAGAGCAGUGGCCUGAGGAGGAGGAGUUAGAUGAGAGGUCCGAGGAAAGGAGGAGGAGUUAGAGAGGUCCCAGGGAAGGAGGAGGAGGAGUUAGAGAGGUCCGAGGAAAGGAGGAGGAGUUAGAGAGGUCCGAGGGAAGGAGGAGGAGGAGUUAGAGAGGUCUGAGGAAAGGAGGAGGAGGAGUUAGAAGAGAGGUCCGAGGAAAGGAGGAGGAGUUAGAGAGGUCCGAGGAAAGGAGGAGGAGUUAGAAGAGAGGUCCGAGGAAGCUGGUGAUGUGGUCUCUGACCACCAGCCCUGAGUCCCUGGACUCUCACCUUCAGGAAAAACAACGGAUUAUGCAUUUGAGAUGGCGGUCUCGAACAUUAGAUAUGGAGCAGGGGUUACAAAGGAAGUGGGCAUGGAUCUACAGAAUAUGGGAGCUAAGAAUGUCUGCCUGAUGACAGACAAGAACCUCUCCCAGCUCCCUCCUGUCCAAAUAGUUAUGGAUUCCCUAUCGAAGAAUGGCAUUAGUUUUCAGGUUUAUGACAACGUGAGGGUGGAGCCUACAGACGGAAGCUUCAUGGAUGCGAUUGAAUUUGCUAAAAAGGGAGCCUUUGAUGCCUAUGUUGCUGUGGGUGGGGGCUCCACCAUGGACACCUGUAAAGCCGCUAAUCUGUACGCAUGCAGCCCUCACUCUGAGUUCCUUGAUUAUGUCAAUGCCCCCAUUGGGAAGGGGAAGCCAGUAACUGUGCCUCUUAAACCUCUGAUCGCAGUUCCAACUACCUCGGGGACUGGCAGUGAGACUACCGGGGUCGCCAUUUUUGACUAUGAACAUUUGAAAGUAAAAACUGGAAUUGCUUCACGGGCCAUCAAACCCACCCUGGGGCUGGUUGAUCCCCUGCAUACUCUCCACAUGCCUUGCCAGGUGGUUGCCAACAGUGGCUUCGAUGUCCUUUGCCAUGCUCUGGAGUCAUACACCGCCAUUCCCUACAGCAUGAGGAGCCCCUGCCCUUCCAAUCCCAUCCAACGACCAGCAUACCAGGGUAGCAACCCAAUCAGUGACAUCUGGGCAGUCCAUGCACUGCGCAUCGUUGCCAAAUAUCUGAAGAGGGCUGUCAGAAACCCUGACGAUCUGGAAGCAAGGUCUAGCAUGCACUUGGCAAGCGCCUUCGCUGGCAUUGGCUUCGGAAACGCCGGUGUUCAUCUGUGCCAUGGCAUGUCUUACCCAAUUUCAGGUUUAGUGAAGACAUACAAAGCCAAGGAAUACAAUGUGGAUCACCCUCUGGUGCCCCAUGGCCUCUCUGUGGUGCUCACCUCUCCCGCAGUGUUCACCUUCACAGCCCAGAUGUUUCCAGAGCGGCACCUGGAGACGGCAGAAAUAUUAGGAGCCAACAUUCGCACCGCCAAGAUCCAAGAUGCCGGGCCUGUGUUGGCAGAUGCUCUCCGAAAAUUCCUAUUUGACCUAAAUGUUGAUGACGGUCUCGCUGCCCUUGGUUAUUCUAAAGAUGACAUUCCUUCACUGGUGAAAGGAACACUGCCCCAGGAAAGGGUCACGAAGCUUGCGCCGCGUGCCCAGUCAGAGGAAGAUUUGUCUGCUUUGUUCGAAGCAUCAAUGAAACUGUACUAAUUAACAGAUUAAUGAAAAGAAUCGCCAUCGGCCCUUACAACGGAAGCUACGAGAGCAGAAGUUGGUCAGGGCUGGCCUUUGCCGUCUUAUCUCCACACUUAAUUCCACUGUUACUGGCUUGAAUGUGACGUGAUUUUAUCCUUUGGGGGAUUCCUUUGUGCUCAUUAUGUAAGACCCCAGGAGUCAGUGUCCCUGCACCAAACCCCAUCAAAUACAGAAAUAUGCCUCUGUCCAGACACUGCAUGUCUAGAAAUUCACCCUGAAGAAAUACUAGCAUUAGUAUACAAAAAACAUGACAAGGGUGUAUCUGACAGUAUGGGUAGCAAAAAUUAAAACAAUCUAAAUCUUCCUUCCUAAAUGAAUCCUAAUAUAGUCAGUAAUAGAAUACUGUGGUGUUGUUAAUAAAGAUGAAGCCAAACUCUUGAAAA